Anopheles maculipalpis is the source of this 7989-nucleotide messenger RNA. Its product is annotated as protein dopey-1 homolog. The coding region runs from base 28 to 7959 and encodes 2643 amino acids. Lineage: Eukaryota; Metazoa; Arthropoda; Insecta; Diptera; Culicidae. The transcript is spliced from 8 exons. Gene Ontology annotation, biological process: Golgi to endosome transport. Gene Ontology annotation, cellular component: trans-Golgi network; endosome. The record is from RefSeq and is a predicted model, not a curated record.
GGAGUAAAACACGACACUUUGCCAACAAUGGACACCGCAAACGGGUCCGGUAUGAUGGAGGAGUACGAUCUGAUGAAGCAACAAAAGUACCGCGUGUACAUCUCGAGCGUUGAUAAGGCGCUGAAGAAUUUUGAAUAUUCCAGCGAAUGGGCCGAUCUGAUCUCGGCGCUUGGGAAGCUAAACAAAGUGAUCUCCUCGAACGCACAGUAUCAAAUCAUUCCGCGGCGGAUCAAGAUUUCCAAACGGCUGGCACAAUGCAUGCACCCGGCACUACCGUCCGGUGUCCAUCUGAAGGCACUCGAGUCGUACGACGUCAUCUUUAGCAAUAUCGGUGUGGAAAGACUCGCCCACGAGCUCUUUAUCUACAGUGCGGGCUUGUUUCCGCUGCUGGGGUACUCGGCAAUGAAUGUGCGCCCAACCUUACUAUCGAUCUACGAGAAGUACUUCGUACCGCUUGGUGAGAAGCUUCGUCCCGCACUGAGCGGGUUUCUGAGUGGAGUAUUUCCAGGACUGGAAGCCGGUCAGGAUCACUUUGAGCGGACAAAUCAGCUGCUGGAUAAGGUGUGCAUCGCUGUCCAGUUGGAAUGUUUCUACACCUGCCUGUGGGAGUGCAUUGUAACGAAUGCAUCCGUCCGAUUGCCUGCCAUUACGUACGUGCUGGAGCACUACAACAAAAAGAUGCCCUGUGCAGCCCAACGAGAACUGUUGGGAAGUAGCGUGGAGCUGAUGGUGAAUGGACUGUGUAGUUGUCUGAACGAUGCCGUAAUACUGGUACAGCGAAAUACGCUAGAAUUUUUAUUACUGGCCUUUCCCAUGCACGAUCCACUCCUAUCGGAGAUGUACACAACGCGACUCGUCAAAACAGCUCUCAACACGAUCCUACGACGAGACAUGUCAUUAAACCGGCGUCUUUACUCUUGGCUACUUGGAGCCGACACCAGCAUGGGCAAACAUAUGCAAGGAACGACCGCGGUAGCCACAUCUGCAUCCGGCAGUUCCGCGGAAACCUACGAUCCGAACACGUAUUUCGAGCGGUACGCCAAAAAACGCCUAAUAGCUGCUUUCAAAAUGAUUCUAAAAGAAAGCAUAACACACACGCCAGUUGAUCUUAGUCCGUACCGGAUACUGAUUUCGUUGCUGGACAAGGCAGAAAUUGGUCUGCGCAUACUAGACGAUCUACUCUGUGACAUUAUUCGUGCAAUAUCGCUGUGCAACGGUAAUUUGGAGGUGCAAAAGUCUGCCAACUUACUGUUCUCGACGUUCGAUCCAGCCUACAUAUGGAACUAUAUGUCACGGUUGUACCGUGAAGCUGCUAUCCGAACGGAACGACAACGAAACGAUACGGAUCCGAUACGAAUCGAUUCGGGCCCUGCUACCACGGUGGAGGUUUGCCAUCUGACUGAGUUCCUGUUGGAAACGCUCUCGCUGGAGAUGUACAACGAGACGACGCGUGUUCAUCUGCCCAAGUUCCUACUAUCGCUCAUUUCGAUGCUCACGACGUACGAGAGCAACAUGCAUGCGAUUGAGGUAGCCUGUUCGUUGCGAUUGCUUGUAAAAAUUGUCUCCAAAAUCCAACCCAUGAUCAUGUCGGAAAAGGUUUUUGAUCUUUCGGUUAGUCGCGCUGCUAGCGCUACUCCCCAGAAUGCCUCCGGACUGCACAGCGAUGGGGCGAAGGAGUGUAACAAUCUCGAGAAAAGCAGUAGUGAUUCAAAAAUACACGAAACGUCACUGCAGGUGUUGGAAAAUGGCACAUUUCAGCGAUCAAGCUCAAGCCAAGGAUUGCACAAGAAAGGCAGUGGAGGAUCGGGAUCUGGCCCGAGUAGUGGGAAGUAUAGUAAAAAGAGCAAAAAGUCCAAGUCAUACACGAAGCUGAGCGAGCUAAACGCCAGCCGAGAUGGUUCACUGCAGGGUAGCAAAACGAAGCUUAACCAUGCGGAGUCGGAAGUAAAGAUAAGUGGCGCAAGUUCAACGCCAAACUUAGAAAAUGGUAUCGGUGUUAGUGGGAACGAGCUGGUAAGUGGCGCGGAAGAGGAUCCGAUCGAGGGACGAAAGCGGUUUAGUUGUAGUAGUAAUAGCAGCACCAGCAGCAGUAGUAGCAGUAGUUAUAGCAGCAAUUCAAACAGCAGUCGAAGUCGUAGCCGUACCGGCAGUAAUGGAGCAGAAGAAGCUGGGCUCGCUGGGAGAGGAAUUAUCAUACAGGUGCAGUCUUCGGAAAGCGGUGGUUCCGCGAUAGCACAAUUACCCGAUUGUCCUAUCCUGGAUCGUUGCAUACGUCAGUAUGUGUCCUUUUUUGAGCUGUACAUAUGUCGCAAGCUGCUGUCCCAGGUGGACAGUUCGUGCGGAGAACAAGUUAGUCUGCAGGGAAAUGUUAUUCUCAACGCAAAUGACACGGCGACGGCGGCGGCGAACCUGGCUUCCGCGAACGAUCAUGAUUUGGUAGUCAUAAAUACACUGAUGUGCGAGCUAGAUGAAGUGUUUGAGACACUGUUAACAAAUGCGCAGUCUUCGAGAGUUAAACUAACCGCAAUGCUUGCUCAUUCGGUGGAAAGACGAUCGGAAACGUGCGUGACGAAAGUCCCCAUGCGAGAGAUGAGUCGAAAACAAGAGUACGAAAUAGCGCAAUUGGUGCGAGGCAGUGAAAAAUUGUCCCGCGUCUCUCGUACUCCCGUCUGCGAAUCGUUGAGAAACGCACUGAAGCUGGCCUGCAACGUGCUGACGGAAAUGUCUUCAUUUCCAAGCUAUCGAAAUGAAGGUGGAAACACCGAGCGACUGGACGAUGUGCCCGGUUGGUUGAAAGCACUUACUGUCCUAGCGAUCUUCGUAAGCGAUCUCGAUACACAACUUUCAGCGGCCCAAACGCUGAUCGAUAUGAUCGGUUUACUCCGAACCAAUGGGAAGAAAUCGUCCAAGGACUCGGGCAAUGGUAAAACGAUCGUGCUUAUGAUGCCUCUUCUGAAGUUAUCGCACGUCAAUUGCUUGGAACGACGCACAAAAGUGUUCCAGGUGUUGACCACGAUGCUGUGGGACUAUCUGGAUGCAUCUCGACCGGAGGCACGGACCAUCAGCCAACUGCUGUACCGCAUACACAACUGUCUCGAUAGUCGGUUUACGGAGCAUGUUAUAAUCGAUCGGCUGCUCGUCCCACAAAGCUUGUUUGACGACGAUGAGACAGCUGAGGGUCACUAUAGAGGCGUGAUGGAGCGUACCGUUCGGAGGAAGGAUCCAUCUGCCCUGCACGCCCUGUGGCAAAUUCCAGUACUAGCAAAGACGGAGCUGAAGAUCGAUUCGGAAGGUUUCCGAAAAUUUCAACUACUGUGGAAGCUCGGUCGCGAUACAUACCACGGGAAUGAGUUUGAGAAGCUGCUGUUCUUAGUGCUGGAUUCGCUUACGCUCCCGAGAAACGUUUCGAUACAGGUGAAGAGUGCAAAUUGGCUACGAGAAGCGCUAGUUCGUGGUGAUAUAGGACGUAUAUUGAAGCUGCUAUUAAAGAUUCUACUGAACGAAAGCACGAAACGCUUGAGUAUCUUCUGUCCAAAGCGUUUGCGAGGGGCUGGAGCGGGAACAGAGCUGGACGAUGGUACAACAAUCAGUGGAUCGGUUAGUGAGUGGGAGAAGGAACUGUUGGCAGAUGCCGACGUGCAGUUGAAUCAGGCUUGCUUUGCCGUCAGUUCGGAAGAUGGUCAGAUACGGUAUCACAUGGAUCCGGCAGCCGGUUUGGGGAAAAAACGAAGCCCUAUCCGAUCUAUUCAGAAAAAAAUCUUUGGAGUUUCGAUUGGUGGUGGAGGUAGUGGAAGUUCAAAGGGUGGUGAUUCUGGACGGUCCAGUACGACAGGUAGUGGUGGACAGCUGAUUGUGUCGAACUACGUCACGAACGAAAGUGUGGGAAAGAAGGUACAACAGGGCGGUGGUUUGUCAUCCGAGCAGGGAGAAGAUGAAGGACAGUAUGGAAAGAUUUCGGUGAUUAUCAAUCCACUAGAGUCGGAACAAUUACCGACGAAGGCCAGUGGGAUGAGGAAUCGAUCCAAUUCUAUGGGUUUACUAGCAGCUGGCGAUAUGGACAGUGGAAUAUCAGAACCAAGUUCUCUUGCUACUCCCGGUGGUACGUCACAGCUCGGGAAGAAAGAAUUUCAUCGAUCAACAUCCGAUCUCGAUGACACAAAUGACAGUGAAUCAGAUUUCCCCGGACAUACUCGAGGGAAGCAGCGGAACAGUAGACUACGAGGAUCGGAAGGAUAUGUGGACAAUGAACCUAUCAAGCGGUACGUUGAGGAUGGUCCAAUAGUGGACUUUAUCAGUAAGUCAAGCGACCGAUUCCGCAAUCGUAAGACAUAUCUCAUCUCCUCGGGGAACCUCUCCGGUGCCGGUGAAGACUCGCUACUGUCCGGUUCUUCCUAUACUCUAACGAAUGGAUUAUCUUCUUCAGUCAAUGGAACUAUAACCACGGAUGAGAUAACGAACGAGGAUGGUAGUAUUACAAUGACCACCACAACCACGACUGCCAGCACAGCCACCUUUGAGUGUGGAACGGCUGGCAGUGAGGAAGAAAAAGCUCCUCCAAAAGUGACGUUUACUCGCAUCAAGAGCUGGCGCAACGGAAACAAACUCUAUCCCUUCCACACACACUUUCUCGUGUACGAGUCUGUGUUCAACACGAAGCAAGUGCUGUAUACAAUCGAAACACUGCGCAACAUUCUCACGAAUGAUGCUCGAUUCUUUUUAUGUCUCUCGGUUACAACAUCCGUUUCGAGUGGGCAAAUCAAGUCGCUACUGCUACGCCAUCGUCGUAACAUCUUUGGGAAAGGUUUCACGGAAGCACGUGACGAUUCGGAACAUCAGAAUUUGUAUCGUGGAAGCAUGUACCUCGAGGUAAUUCUUACCGUGCUGCUGUACUACACGCGAAGCUACCAGACCGAUCAGGGAAGGGAUGGCAAAGGGAGACAACCGUCGCGAGAUGACUUCAACACGAACGCAAAGAUCCAGCUCGAGUGUAUUGAGCUGAUGACUACGAUCUUCGGCGAGCUGCUGGCGGUGGUACGGGAUGUGGGCAAAAAUCUUGCCAACUACGUUGCGGACCUGCUGGACAAGUGUAAGGUGCAGAAGAUUGUGCUCUACUGUCUGGCGUCCUCGGUGAACUACUUUUCAAGCCCGGGUGGUUAUACUUGCCCAGCAGACGAGGUUCUACGGUAUAGUGAUCCGGAAAGUACACGACAGAAUGCGGAAGCGUAUCAGAUCGAACUUCUUCGGCUGUUGCUAGCACUGUUGAAGCUGGAGCACGAGAUCACACUGCAACGGGCGGACGGUGGAGAGGGAACUACAGCAACGGGGACAUCGGCGGCGCCCAAUAUCGCUGGCAACUCAACGACGAGCGGAAAGAGCAGUUCUGGCACAACUUCCAGUGCAUCUCCAACGAAAGUCGCACCGGAAACUAAGCGAACGUACCGAUACACCCCGAAUCUGCUGCUCGCCCAGCAACCGAUGUUCCUGUCAACGAUCCUGUCCGCACUCGCGUGCGAUCGAUUGCAGCACGUGCACAAGAACUGGACCGACAUGAUAACGGCCUGCCUGACUUGUUUACCUCCCGGCAAUCUUACGAACAUCGUGAUCAGUGUAAUUCAUCAGCUUUGCAAUAAUUUGGACAGGGUUACCCGUAGGGAUCGGAUUCUUGUACAAUCAAUCGACUACAUAGUGUCGCAGCUUGAAGCAAUCACCGUUCUUGCCCACUACUGUCUGCUAGACAGCUCUCAACAGAUUUCACUGGCCAGCAUGUUCAAUGCGUCGACGGGAUCAAGCAAUGGGUUAACAUCGGCCGCAGCCAAUCAAUCCGGCCAAAUCAUCAACAACAUAAUGAAUGUGUUUCUGUCCUACUCGUCCUCACUGCUCAGCGGAGGCGUUAAUCAGCAGGUGAAAAAGAACCAUCAGGAAGUGGCCAAAGCGGCUAUACUAAGUCAUCUGCCUCGUAUUAUUAUCACGAUCGCGACUCUCUGGGAGACAAGCAUCAGUGACUUCCGGCGUGGAAAGCAUCAACUGCUAGAGUUUCUGAGCCCGAUCUCGAUGCAUUACGGUACUAACUUCCUUACCGCGAUUGCGGUCGCUUGGUAUGAGCGUAGUAAUAACGAUGCAUCAAGUAAAGCAACAACGACAGCAAGCGAAGGAACGGGCAAUGAAGCAUCGGAUAUGGAUUUCUUUGACAUCAUGUCAAAAGCGUUGCCGCAAGCGAGCGAAAAUCAACUGCUGUUGGUUAAGCUGAUCACAGGGAUACGUAUCAUGUCGGUGGAUUCCUUCAUUCAAACGAUGCAUCAAGUUAUUAAGAGUCCACCGCCGAUCUAUCAGCCACCAUCCGGGCUAAAUCUGGAAGUGAGCGCGCUGGAAUUGUUGUACUUUUUCCUUAUAUCUGGAGUUUCUCCUGCACAGUACACAGAUUGCUGGAGUUCGCUGUAUGCGUUGCUAAAGGAUUGUCUGGGACUGCAGAUAACGGCCCAGUUUGUGGCACUUUCGAUUUUGAAUGAGUUUGUACAGCGAUGCCCAAGCAUGCCGUUCUCGGAUAAGAAAGAUUUGCGUGAUUUACACGACGUCACGUCACGCUUGGUGGAGGCGGUAUCGAAUGUGGCCGGUUCGUGUUUGGAACAGACCACCUGGCUAAGGCGCAACCUUUCCGUGAAGGAAGAGUUUAGCUCGAUCGAGAGCACGGGCAAGGAUGGGCUGCUGAUGCCGUCCAGUCAGCACUACUCGAUACAGGCCCAGUCGAUUCUGGCCAACAUUUUGGCCUCGCUACUCGAUGUUGCGUUUAGUUCGCAGGAAAAGGACAAGGUAACGACGAUCGUUACCGGUGUCAUGUACAACAUCGUGCCUUACCUUAAGACGCACACCGUGAAGAACAUUCCAACGUUUCACGCUUGCUCGAAUCUACUAGCCAGCUUAAGCACGUAUCAGUACAUUCGUAAGGCUUGGCGGAAGGAUGCCCUGGACCUGCUGCUCGAUACGGCAUUCUUUCAAAUGGACAGUCGCUGUUUGCCGUACUGGAAAACUAUCCUGGAUAGUUUGAUGACCUGUGAUAAUACUACCUUUAGAGAUCUUAUGAAUCGUUUACCAUUAGCGCAAACCGGAACAUUGAACAUAUUCACGUCUAAGGAGCAGGAAUAUGAGCAGCGCGCACUCGUACUGAAGCGGCUUGCUUUUAUAAUUUUCUGUAGCGAAGUCGAUCAGUACCAUAAAUAUAUGCCAGAAAUUCAAGAACAACUUGCCAACAGUUUGCGCCUACCGCAGGUUGUACCACUGAUCCAGUCGGCAGUUUUCCUGUGCUUCCGUGUGCUCCUUCUACGAAUGUCUGCAGACCAUGUGACCAGUUUGUGGCCAAUAAUCAUUGCGGAAAUGGUCCAAGUGUUUCUUUCGAUUGAACAAGAACUAAUGACGGAUACGGAAGAAUUUAGGUCCCAAUCGAGUCAACAUAUCCGUAUGCUGUCGGGGUUGGAUACGGCAUGGGUCACAAACACGAGUAAUGGGCUGUAUUCUUACGGGCAUCCGCACUGGCGCAUGGUACAGUUGGAGACGGCCAAACUGCUAGAGUUGGGAUGUGUGUUGCCAGCCACCAUUUUACCACACUUUCAGAUGUACCGUUGGGCAUUCGUAAGCAGCCAAAACGAGAAUCUUCACAAAACGGGCGGAUAUGACGAGAAGAAGAUGGCAUUCAUACCUCACGUAUCGAGAAUAUCUCAGCUAAUGGAUCUUCGCUACACAUCUCACUCACCGAAAACGCAAACAACCAAGGGCAAGCACAUUAUGCUAACCUGCCAGACGAUAAACACGCUGCAGGACCUGUACGGUUUCUUCUCGACACUCUCGAUGCGCUGGCCGUCCCACAUCUCGUACAGUGACACCGACAAGGACACCAAGCAAUGUCUCGAGGAGGUCGAGUACGUGCUGGCGUUAGACUUUUUGGAGAAAAUUCCGUCGACCAAAUAGUAGCAGCAGCAGCAGCAGUCCUAUUUCUAG